Molecule: messenger RNA, 501 nt
Organism: Phytophthora sojae
Lineage: Eukaryota; Oomycota; Peronosporomycetes; Peronosporales; Peronosporaceae
Exons: 1
Coding region: 1-501 (166 amino acids)
Source: RefSeq, a predicted model, not a curated record
AUGGCCCGAGUCCGCUGGGUCCUGCUGCUUGCGGUCGCUGCUGUCCUCACCAACGCUAGUGCAUACUUCGUCACGGAGUCGAAGCUUUCGCUCAAUUCCGAGCCGUCCGACAUCCACUUCAAUCGCCUCCUGAGGGUGGUCGACGGUGAAGAGCGAGGGCGCCUCGGAGGGGUGGCCGUCCCGUUCCUCGAAAAGGCCAAAACGGUGUUGCUGCCCGCCGUCUCGACUGCGAAACUCUCGCAGUGGGUCACAAAGGGGAAACCUGUCAACGAGGUCUUCGUGCGCCUGGGCCUGAAGAAGGUCGUACUCGAGAAGCUGUUUGAGACCCCGCAGUUUUUCUCGUGGGCCAAGUACGUGGACGAUCUAGGCAAGCAAGCGCCCGCAAAGGCGCCAACGAUGAUUCCGACCCUGGUGACUCAGUACGGCGACGACGCUCUCGCAACAAGUCUCGAAGUUAGCCUCCACGGAGCAACUCGACCAAUUCUUCACCUGGGUGACUAA